AUGUCAUUCCUGGGACGCAUCAGGCGCAAGAAGCUCGUGUGCUUCUACUGCCAGCAGCUGAACGGCGAAAUACUAGACUACGUCCCCGACUCGCCCCCCAAGCCCGCCCCCAUCUACGCCCGCCGCCGCACCUCCCCGCGCGCAAACAUCCACUCCUUCUCGUCCACCACGCGCUCCUCCACGCCCGACUCCCCCGCCGCCACCUCGCCCACAACAGCAACAGCAACAGCAACAACAGACGAGAAGCCCUUCUGCCGCACCUGCGUCAACAACCAGCGCGUCGUCACGGACGCAAUCGCCGCAUACCCGCUGCCCCCCGAGGACCACCCGGACUACGACGAGGUCGUCAGCGUGCAGUUUCCCAAGUACCGCGCAACGCUCGAGGAGCGCUGGCCGCAGGUGUGCGCCCGCUGUGCGCCGCGCGUCAACGAGAGGAUCAGAACGAGCAACUACCAGGUCAAGGUGGCGUCGCUGGGGCAGAUGCUGGCGCGGACGAGCGGGGGCGCCGUGUGGUGCUACUUCCAUGUGCUGAUGAUUGUGUGGCAUGGGGCGGCGCUGGUGCAGCCGGCGGUGGCGAUGGAGAUGGAGACGGAGGUGGCGUCGUGGGGGAGCUGUGUGCUGAGGAGUGCGGUGGCCGGAGAGGUCGAUGUGCAUUGUUAUGGCGUGGCCGCGCAGCAGGCGAGGUGGGUGCCGUGGAGCUUGGUGGGCUUCUUUUGGAUCUAUAGGGAGAGGGGCCUGCAGAGGCAGCCGCAUAAGAAGUUGGUCGGGUCGAGGGAGUAUUUUAGGCUCGAGAUGGCCAUCUAUGUGUUCCGCAUGCUGUGCUGGUACUUUGUGACCCCCGGCGGAGUGCCCCUGACGGAGGAGGCGUUCACAAUGGUGCAUUUGGGCCUGUUCUUCCUGUCAUUCCUGUCUACAUUGUUCUCAAUCACCUGCCUCAAACUAGAAGACCCACCCUCCAUCUCCCUCCGCGAACCACAGCCCGUCCCCGGCACCCCCAGCCCCCCGAAUCCCCCCCACCACAAAUGA
Messenger RNA from Morchella importuna, 1026 nucleotides. RefSeq lists its product as uncharacterized. The record is from RefSeq and is a predicted model, not a curated record. Lineage: Eukaryota; Fungi; Ascomycota; Pezizomycetes; Pezizales; Morchellaceae. Gene Ontology annotation, biological process: nuclear inner membrane organization. The transcript is spliced from 4 exons. Gene Ontology annotation, cellular component: chromosome, centromeric core domain; nuclear inner membrane; mitotic spindle pole body. Bases 1 to 1026 code for a protein of 341 amino acids.